UUAUCAUGGGGACUAAACCACAGCAUGCCGAACGUCUUCCAGGCAAGUUCGACAGAAACACUUCAAAGGAUGGCCACCAGUCCAAGCGUCCCAAAAACCCUCGUUUGAGGAAGGGAUUGGCCAAGACAGACCGUGAAUACAAAGAAGCAGUCAGAUCAGCAGAGAGAACAGAGAUGUUAUUGCAAGAAGAAGCAGGUUUCCUUGAAGCCGAGGGCAUGGAAAAGACUUACAAAUUCCGCCAGCAAGAUAUCCAGGAAGCUGUGGAUGUCAGCACUGCCAAUAAGAAGUUCGAAUUGAAAUUGGAUGAGUUUGGUCCAUAUACUAUGGACUACUCGAGAAACGGCAGGGAGUUGUUGAUUGGGGGACGCAAAGGCCAUGUGGCUGCUUUGGACUGGAGAAAGGGUUCUUUGGAUACCGAGCUCCACUUGAACGAAACCGUGCACGCCGUCAAAUUCCUUCACAACGACCAGUAUUUUGCAGUUGCCCAAAAAAAGUAUACCUUCAUCUACGAUAAAUCGGGGUUGGAACUUCAUAGGUUGAAGCAGCAUAUCGAAGCCACUCUUUUGGACUUCUUGCCAUACCACUUCUUGCUUGCAACUGCUGGACAUACCGGAUUCUUGAAGUACCAUGAUGUUUCUACUGGUCAAUUAGUAAGUGAACACAGAACUAAGCUUGGGCCUACCCAAGCCAUGAAGCAAAAUCCAUGGAACGCUGUCAUGCACUUGGGACACGGAAAUGGUACUGUUUCUUUGUGGGCACCAAGCAUGUCCACCCCAUUGGCAAAGCUUUUAUCUGCAAGAGGACCAAUAAGAGACUUGGCUGUGGACAGAGAAGGUAAGUAUAUGGCAGUUAGUGGAUCUGACAAGACCAUAAAAUUGUGGGACUUGAGAAAAAUGCAAAUCAUGGACACAUAUUACUCCCCUACCCCUGCCUCAUCAUUGGACUUCUCCGACACAGGCUUAUUGUCUGUUGGAUGGGGAAGUCACGUCACAGUAUGGAAGGACAUAUUCAAAACCAAGCAGAAAGAUCCAUACAUGAACCACUUGAUACCCGGCUCCAAGAUCGAAAAGGUAAGGCAUGUUCCAUUUGAAGAUGUUCUUGGUGUUGGACACCAAAAUGGAUUCAGCUCUUUAAUUGUCCCAGGAGCUGGUGAAGCCAACUACGAUGCAUUAGAAUUGAACCCAUACGAAUCUGCUAAGCAAAGACAACAGAGCGAAGUCAGAUCCUUGAUGAACAAGUUACCAUUCGACACCAUCACCAUGGAUCCUACAAUUAUUGGUAAGGUGGACAGAAGAGCCAUGGCCAUCAGAUUGAAGCCAGGUGAGAUCAACGAAUUGGAGGUGGUCACCGGUGACGAAAAGUUGCAGCCUAGACCAGAUGUCCUGAGCAAAAACUCGAAGUUGAGAUCGCACUUGAGAAGGAAGAAACAGAAUGUGAUUGACGAAAGAAAGAUGAGAGUGGAAAGAAACUUGAAGAUGGAGAAGGAAGCGAGAGAGAGAAUGAAGAUGGAGGAGCAAGGCAUAUAUGAGGAGGAAGAUGUCUUGGACCAAGCAUUGAACAGAUUCAAGUAGUUGUAUAGGCUAGCAUAAUGUACAUUAAUAAUAGAGUAAUGUAAAGAGAAGCAAGUUGUUCAAGCAAGACAGAGAAUAA
Messenger RNA from Suhomyces tanzawaensis NRRL Y-17324, 1650 nucleotides. RefSeq lists its product as uncharacterized. Gene Ontology annotation, cellular component: nucleolus; 90S preribosome; small-subunit processome. The transcript has a single exon. Gene Ontology annotation, molecular function: protein binding. Gene Ontology annotation, biological process: maturation of SSU-rRNA from tricistronic rRNA transcript (SSU-rRNA, 5.8S rRNA, LSU-rRNA). The coding region runs from base 6 to 1571 and encodes 521 amino acids. NCBI's taxonomy places the organism in Eukaryota, Fungi, Ascomycota, Pichiomycetes, Serinales, Debaryomycetaceae. The record is from RefSeq and is a predicted model, not a curated record.